This is a messenger RNA of Heterocephalus glaber (naked mole-rat), 2144 nucleotides long. The record is from RefSeq and is a predicted model, not a curated record. Lineage: Eukaryota; Metazoa; Chordata; Mammalia; Rodentia; Bathyergidae.
AGGGGGCUCUGGCUGAGGCUGAGGGGUGCAGAGAGCAACCCCUCCAUGGAGCCAGGGCUUGAACCCACUGAGGGCGGGGCACAGCUGCCUCAGGGAGACACAGGGGCAGGACCAGGCCGAGGCCUCCUCCUCUCUUGGCCACCUGAAGAAAACGGGAGAGGAGAAGGCACUGGGCACCUGGGAACAAGGGGACAGGCUGAGGCCCAGGCCCUGUCACCAGCUCUCUCACACCAAGCAAGAUACAGUUUCCAUGACAACUUGGCCAGCCAGAAAAGAGGCGGGGGACUGCAGAGGGAAUUUUCCACAUCAGCAGGAAGGAGUGGAGCGGUGUGGGCUGCAGAGGAAGGAAGAGCAGGGAAGGCAGAUGCCACGCAGGGCCGCCCAAGCCCCAAGUCACCAUGCCCUGCCCAGGGGCGCCCUCUGCAGACCCACUGCCCAUCUCUGGCCACUGGGGGCACCAGGGAGGUUCAGGCAGGGCCAAGGGUCAAAUGUCCAAAGAGCAGCAGCUACGCAGCCUGCGUGGGGCACUGAGCAGGCAGGGAGGCCCAGCCGCAGAACACAAGACCCAAGGGCAUGGCCCCUGCUGGGGUCCGGCGGAAGGUGGGGGUGGUGGGCUAUGGCCGCCUGGGACAGUCCCUCGUCUCCCGCCUUCUGGCUCAGGGAUCUGAACUGGGCCUUGAACUUGUAUUUGUCUGGAACCGAGACCCAGGCCGCAUGGCAGGGAGCGUGCCCCCGUCCCUGCAGCUCCACAGCCUCACUGCCCUUGGGGAAAGGCACCCUGAUCUGGUGGUAGAAGUGGCCCAUCCCAAAAUAAUCCAGGAAUCUGGGGCACACAUCCUGCGCCAUGCCAACCUCCUGGUGGGGUCCCCAUCAGCCCUGGCUGACCAGACCACACAGCAGCAGCUCCUUGCCGCCUCCCACCACUGGGGCCACGCCAUGUUUGUGGCUCGAGGAGCACUGUGGGGGACUGAGGACAUCUCGAGAUUGGAUGCAGCCGGAGGCCUCCAGAGCCUUCGAGUCACCAUGGCCACACACCCAGAUGGCUUCCGGCUAGAGGGACCCCUAGCUACCACUCACAGCACUGGGCCUCGCACUGUGCUCUACGAAGGCCCUGUCCGUGGGCUCUGCCCCUUUGCUCCCCGAAACUCCAACACCAUGGCAGCUGCUGCCCUGGCUGCCCCCAGCCUAGGCUUUGACAACGUGAUCGGGGUGCUUGUGGCGGAUCUCAGCCUCGCGGACAUGCACGUGGUGGACGUGGAGCUGAGAGGACCCCCGGGGCCCACGGGCCGGAAUUUCGCUGUGCACACCCACCGGGAGAACCCAGCGGAGCCAGGCGCUGUCACCGGCUCCGCCACUGUUGCUGCCUUCUGGCGCAGCCUCCUGGCAGGAGCCGAGGGCAGCAUGUCCCAGGCCCCAGGAGCACGGCCGAGCCCACCCUCCGUGUACCACGAGCGGCAGCGCCUGGAGCUGUGUGCCGUCCACGCCCUCAACAACGUUCUGCAGCAGCAGCUCUUUAGCCAGGAGGCUGCCGAUGAGAUCUGCAAGAGGCUGGCCCCCGACUCCCGGCUGAACCCCCACCGCAGCCUCCUGGGUACCGGCAACUAUGACGUCAACGUGAUCAUGGCGGCCCUGCAGGGGCUGGGCCUGGCCGCUGUAUGGUGGGACCGCAGGAGGCCCCUGUCCCAGCUGGCCCUGCCCCAGGUGCUGGGGCUGAUCCUGAACCUGCCCUCGCCCGUGUCGCUGGGGCUGCUGUCCCUGCCACUGCGCCGGCGGCACUGGGUGGCCCUGCGCCAGGUGGACGGCAUCUACUACAACCUCGACUCCAAACUGCGGGCGCCGGAGGCCCUUGGGGACGAGGAUGGUGUCAGGGCCUUUGUGGCGGCCGCCCUGGCCCGAGGGCUGUGUGAGGUGCUGCUGGUGGUGACCAAGGAGGUGGAGGAGAAGGGCUGCUGGCUGCAGACAGACUGACCACCCGCAGGGACUGCCUCAGCGCUGCCUGCCACAUCCUGGCCAGCCUGAGUUCAAGUGCCAGGGGAGGGCCUGUGCUCCAGGGCCCUGAGAGGCCCGGCCCCUUCCCCACAUUCCCCAGCCCCAUGCCGCUGCUGCCUCAAUAAAUCUGCUGGUUUGCUCCAGCCUCGCCUGCA